Messenger RNA from Sphaerodactylus townsendi, 1617 nucleotides. It is a transcript of the gene CENPH, whose product is annotated as centromere protein H. The record is from RefSeq and is a predicted model, not a curated record. Gene Ontology annotation, biological process: chromosome segregation; mitotic spindle organization; kinetochore assembly. The coding region runs from base 136 to 912 and encodes 258 amino acids. Gene Ontology annotation, molecular function: kinetochore binding. The transcript has 9 exons. Gene Ontology annotation, cellular component: nucleus; kinetochore. Lineage: Eukaryota; Metazoa; Chordata; Lepidosauria; Squamata; Sphaerodactylidae.
UUGGACAGGCGGGUUGGCUCACUCUAGGCAUGAGCAAUCGAUAGCGGUUGUCUGUGACGUCAGGCAGCGGGCCUUUUGAAAAGACGGCGGAGAGCCGAUGCGAAGAGAAGGCGCGAGGCGACCGCGGUGGUCAGGAUGUCGCUGCUGGGAGGAGCGGGGGAUGUCGCUGCCUGCCUCGGGGAAGAAGCGGCGGCGGCGGCGGCCUGCAACGGUUCGUCCGAAGAAGUGCCUGCAGAAGCGGCGCCUGCCCACGGUCUCGUGAGCGAUGAAGGGGCGACUCCAGACGUGCUCACCCUCUUCCGAGUAAGGGAACAAAUAAAACAACAUUUGAUGGAAUAUAAUACAGCAAUUACUGCAAGUGAAGAAAGCAUUCCAGAUCAAGUUAUAGAUGAAAAGGUAGUUGAGAGUUCUAUUGAAGAUUUGGAACGAGAAAUGGAGGAGGUGAAGGUUUCAUACCAAAACAAAACAUUAGCAUUGCAAAGGAUCCAAGUAACUGAAGCGCUCAGAGCCAAAUUGAGGAAUGAUGAUGAGGACUCCAAGUUGAUCUGGGAUACCAUAAAGCACAUCAUUCUUCUGAGCACUGCUGUACUUAAAUCUCAGCAGAAAUCUCGUGAAUUAGAAGAAAAACUGAAUGAGGUUAAGCAGAAAAGACUAGAACUAAAGAGAGCGGGGGAAUGCAAACUGGCUCAAAUCCAUGAAACAAAGAGAAAACAGAAAGAGGAAUUAGAAAACAUGGAAGUGGGAGAAACUCUUACAAAAGCUCGUAGAAAUCUGCAACAAGAAAUUAAGAUGACUACACUGAUUCAAAAUAUAUUUCAGAAUCUCAUCACUGGAAGUGGAGUCAAUUGGGCAGAGGACCCAGAUUUGAAGGCAGUUGUUUUGCAGCUGGAGAAAAAUGUGGCUGGACUCUGAAGAAUCAGCACUACCAAUACUGCAUUUUGUGUACUCUCUGUACUGGCAAUCUGACAAAUGGGCUCUAACAAAUUAGAUGUUCUGAAGCAGGUGUUUGUGCAAGGACACUCUGUAGUGAUGAGUACUUCAGGACUUCAAAAAGGAAAUUAUUUUUGCUGUAAUGUGUAGUUCAAUUUCAGCUGGAUAGAUUUGUGACCACUGUGUCUACAGGGAGUUUAAAAUGGAAAUAGAAGAACAGAGAAUAUUGUGAUUCCAGCCUCAUCUUCAUCUCUCCUGCUUUUCUGCCUGCUAGAAAUAAAGCUACUGCCUAUUUACUGGAACAAUACUCUAGAUGGGUUUUGUCUUCGCCUUCUGCCAGAAAGGCAGGGUUUCACAGAAGUGGGACAUUGCGGUGGCUGUUCUGGCAAUUUGAAUUUUACUGUCAUUAUUCAUGAACACAUUUUAAGCAAAAUGUAUUUCAAACUAGCAGUAUAAGAAUUAGUUCAGCAUUUUGAUAAAAGUUUAAAAUCAGUCUAACUUCAAAACUCAGAGAAGUAUGCCUUUGUAUUCUACGUUAGACUUCUAUUGUUAUUCAUCUUUGUAUUGUGUAUAGGAGAAAAAAGUGAAUUUAUCAGCAUGUGCUUAGGUUGUUGAGCUAUGUUAAUGAUGGUGGGGUAAUUAACAUGCUUGGUACUCGAAAUAAAAUCCUUUUAAGUGUCAUGGAAA